AUGAUUUUAGGAACAGAAGUUACAACUGCUCAAUACUUUGAAAGAGCUACAACUGCUGAUGUACUUGGAAGAUAUGAUGUUAGGCUAGUUGGUGGUAAUUAUAAUUGGGAAGGACGUGUUGAGAUAUAUCAUAAUGGAGCCUGGGGAACUAUUUGUGAUGACGACUUUGACACACACGACGCUAAAGUUAUAUGUGCAAUGUUGGGAUACAACAGAUAUGGUUGUGUUAUAAUUUUAGGAACAGAAGUUACAACUGUUCAAUACUUUAACAGAGCUACAACUGCUGACGUACUUGGCAGUCAUGACUCGUUAACCACCGAGGAAACAGUCACAAAGCCUCUUCAUUCAGAUGUGAGGCUAGUUGGUGGUAAUUAUUAUUGGGAAGGACGUGUUGAGAUAUAUCAUAAUGGAGUCUGGGGAACUAUUUGUGAUGACGACUUUGACACAAACGAAGCUAAAGUAAUAUGUGCAAUGUUGGGGUACAACAGAUAUGGGUAA
Molecule: messenger RNA, 498 nt
Organism: Mytilus californianus (California mussel)
Lineage: Eukaryota; Metazoa; Mollusca; Bivalvia; Mytilida; Mytilidae
Product: deleted in malignant brain tumors 1 protein-like
Exons: 5
Coding region: 1-498 (165 amino acids)
Cellular component (GO): membrane
Source: RefSeq, a predicted model, not a curated record